AAUAGUCAUAGAUAAUUAGACAACAAAAUUUUAUUUUCAGACACAAAGAAAGAGAAGCAAAUUUCCAGGACCGAUGCUUUUUUAGAGAUGGAGUUUCGACGUUUGGAAGAAUAUUUUGUGAAAACAAAGGCGUUUUCAAGCGUGAUGGAUAAACUUCAGAGAUUGGGAUAUGUUGUUAUCAAAGGCAAUCCUGGUGAUGGGAAAACUGCAACAUCACUCUUCAUAAUGAAAAGGUUAAAAGAUAUAGGGAAAAUACCGAUUCAAAUUCGAACACCCUCUGGUUGGGAUGAAUUUGUUUCACCGAGAGAAAAUUUGAUUAUAUUUAUAGACAACAUUUUCGGUGAAUUAUCUGUGUCACAAACUGACAUUACACAAUGGUCAAACAGGUUUCUAGAAAUGAAAGCUUCUGUAGGUUCUGGUAUAGAAGGAUCUGAUAAUGUUAUGAUCAUCACCAUUAGAAACGAUAUUCAUGAAGAAUGUUGUCUUUCUCUAAAAGAUGAUGAUUUCUUCCUAACUGCUACAGUUGACAUAUCAGACAGAUAUAAUAAAUUGUCAACAAUGGAAAUGACAAUGAUUCUGGAAAAAUACAUCCCGGAAGUGAAUAAUCAGUCAAUUAUUAUUGACUCUGAAAAAUUCUUUUCUGAUGUCCCGAACCUUGGAUUUCCGCAAUGUUGUCGACUUUUCAAAGACAAUCCUUUUUUACAGAAAGGAGGAUUAUCUUCAUUUUUUCAAAAUCCAUUGUAUUUUCUAAAAGAUGGAUUUCGGAAAUAUAUACAAAAUAAAGAAACAAAAAUGGCGGUGCUAGUAUUUAUUUUGAUGCAAGGAGGGAAAGUUGAGAAAAAUGCUUUGGAAAGAUCUACCUCUAAAUUGAAAGCUUCGAAGAUAAAAGCAAUGGAAAUGUGUGAAUUAAAACCAAGUCUUAUCGAUUUUCAUAAAUCAAUCAAAUCUUUCCUUGGAAGUUUUCUUGUGCUUGAUAAUGCAGACGGGUGUUAUAGAUUUUCUCACAGUUCCGUACAGAGUAGUCUGUUUCUUGUUCUUGGUGAAAUUUGCGAAAUGGAUGAUCUGAUAUGCAGUUGUGAUUAUAUUUUGUUGAAACAUCUCACUUCAAGCGAUUGUCCAACGAGUAAAAUGGAUACCUUGUUGAUAACAAGCGAACAUUUUCAGUGUGUGGCUGAAAAAAUAAUUUCCCUCAUCGAAACACGUAUUCCAACAGUUUUCGCCUCCCUUGCUGAACUUAUUUUGUGGCAAGAUGAAACUUUUUUCAAAGAAUUUUUGGAUAUCAAUGAAAAAGAAAAAGGGAAAUUUCUCUUUCAAGUAGAUGAGGAAAGUAAUUCUAUGAUGGUUCAUUUCGCAGCAGCAUGAAAUGAGAAAUGGAUGAAAUUCAUAUUUGAGAGAGUGAAGGAAAAAUCUUUCACAGAACAACACUAUCUUUCUUUAAAUUCAGCUUGUGAAUGUAACCAGAUAAAUAUUGUUGAAUCAUUACUCAACGCCAACGUUAAACCUGACAUUAAAAGUUGUUUCUAUGCAGUUCGAAGCGGAAGAAUUGAAGCAAUCAAGUUAUUAGUGGCUCGGGGUGUCGAUCUGAGAGAACGCACAUACUCUCUUACAUAUCACUGGAGAAGCAAACGGGGCACAAUAUCUGUGCUGGAUGAAGCCUGUCUCAUUGGUCAAAAUCAUCUUGUACUAGAAUUAUUGGACAUUUGUCCAGAUCUUCUUUACACAAAAAACGAAAGUGGGGAAUUCAGUUUAUUAUUUGUUGCGUAUGCAGGAGCCACAGAAACUUUGCAGACUUUGAUUGAAAAGGGAUUGAAUCCCUAUGAAAGAUCGUCUAUUGAAUCUACAAUAUUACACUGUGCAUGUCAAAAUGGUAAACUAAAGACUUUCCUUUAUAUCAUAAAAACAUACCCUGAUUUGUUAAAGGAGGACUACAACUACUCAACCCAAGGGACUCUGCUCCAUCGAACGGCUGAAGGGGGUAGUGUUGAAAUGUUGAAAAUUCUUGUCGAAAAAGGCAAAGAUAUAUACUGUAGAACAAGUGAUGGAAAAACUGUCUUACAUAUAGCUUGUAAGGACGGAAAAUUUGACAUGUGUAGGUACUUAGUGGAAACUUACCCAAAACUGCUUCAAAUAUCGGACAGCUUCAUGAUGCUGGGUUUGGAGGCAAUGUUGAGAUAUUCGAAUUCCUCAAAGAAAGAGGUCUGAAUGUGGAAUCUGUUAGCUAUAAGGGGAAAACAGUCCUUCAUUACGCUUGCACAAACGGUAGAUUAAAACUCUGCAAACACAUUAUUAGAGAACAUCCAACGCUACUGGCAGUCAGGGACAAUAAAGGUGUUCGUGUAAUCCAUGAAGCUGCUUGGAGUGGAAUUGUUUAACUUUUAAAAUUUUUAGUCAAAGCCAAGAAAGACUGGGGCAUCUGUGAUAAAACAUUCGAUGGACAAACAUUGCUACACCUAGCAGCAGAUGGAGGCUGCUUGGGUAUGUCUAAAUAUUUACUGGAUAAAGAGCCGGAUCUUGUGCGAGAGGUGGACAACGAAGGAAUGUCAGUUUUACAUACUGCAGCUUCGGGGGGAAACAUUCGAUUAUUUCAAAUCUUGCUGGAUAUUGGUCUUCUUCCAACCAAGAAGACAAAAAGUGGAGAAUCGGUUCUUCAUCUGGCUUGUAAAAGUGGGAAGUUAUUAAUGAGCAAGUAUCUUGUUGAUGAAUAUAAACAGCUUUUGGGGGAAGUGGAUAACGAGGGUAACACCGUGGCACACUCCGCGGCAUAUAGUGGAAAAAUUCAACUACUGAUUCUAUUACAGGAAGAGGGAGUGGAUGUACAAGCUAGAUCAAAUAAAGGAAAAACGCCAUUGCAUGUGGCUAGUGAACAGAGUAAAAUAGAUCUCUGUAGACAUCUUCUUAACACAAGUGAAAACGAAGAUUUGGUCAAAAUCAAAGAUAAAGACGAUAUGAGUGUUUUACACAGCGCCGCCGCUAGUGGAUACAUAGGACUUUUUAAACUAUACAUUGAUCGAGGUUUACGUGCAGCCGAUUUCACUAGAGAGGGGAAGUCGGUUUUAAGCUUUGCGGCAAGAAACUGUAGAAUACAAAUGUGUAAAUACAUUGUUGAAAAGUAUGGCGAGUUGAUAUGGCAUAUAGAUAACCUAGGUGAAAAUGUGCUCCAUGAUGCGGCACGAGGCGGCAAUUGCAAAGUGUUCGAAAUAUUCAUUUCACUUGGUUUAAGAGCUGACACCAAAAACAAAAAAGGAGAAACUGUGCUCCAUAUUGGUUGCUCAAAUAAAAAAUUCAAAUUUUGUGACUAUGUUCUAGAGAAAUAUCCGAGUUUGGUGGAAGAGGAGGACAAUUUAAGCCAAAAGGUACUAAGAGACACCUCUCUAGAUUCUCUGCAAAAUCAGUAUCGGUUUGUAUGUUCAAGUAUGGAAAAGGAAAAAGGAAAUUUAAAAAUAAGUAAUUGACUGCGUCCUCAGAUGAUAAUAAAAACUUUUAAGAUUAUAUGCUAAAGCAUAUCUUCAACGGCCUCCCAGAAGUGGUGGCAUCCAAUGUUAAAGUAUUCGCAGAUGACUGCUUUAUCUACAGGACAAUCUAACUAAUCAAUGACACAUUCCAACUUCAACAAGACUUAAGUGCACUUGAGAGGUGAGAAAUGACUGGCAGAUGGCUUUUCACCCUAAGAAUUGUACCACCAUCCACAUUUCUAAGAAACGCCAUCCAAUCUAAGAAUCUUACCAAUUGCUUAGCCAUAUCUUGGAAGAUGUCCCAAGUGGCAAAAACCUUGAAAUCACAAUUAGCAAAGGCCUGUCAUGUCGCGAGCAUAUCACUCAAUUUCUGCCAAGGCCACGAGAACAAUUGGUUUUUUAAGAAGGAAUCUCAGAGGUUGUCCACAUGCUAUCAGGAGCAAGUCAUGCACAACCCUAGUGUGUCCAGUAUCGGAGUAUGCGUCAGUGGUUUGUUUCCUUACCUACAUCAUCUAAUUCAACGGCUAGAAGAUACUCAGUGCCAGGAAGUAAGGUUUGCCAUUGGCGAUUAUAAAUCAAGAGAUACAGGAAGUAUGUCCACCAUGCUAUAUCAACUCGGUUGUUGUGAACCACUAACACAUUGGAGGAUCCGGAACCAAGUGCUCAUGUUCUACAAAUUUAAAAUCAGAUUAUGGAAAUCCCAGUACAUCACCUGCUUCAUGUCAACCAUUAGCAGUACCCGUGGUUUUAUGGCAAAUGAAGUCCGCCAAAUCAGCACCUGGGUUGAUGUCUACAAGAAUUCAUUUAUUUCAGCAACUAUCAUAGCAUGGAACAAUAUACCAGCCACAAUUAAGAAUUCAUCAUCAGUGCACCUGGACAUCUGCAGACACGAUAUACCGGUAAUUAGACCAUCUAUUUACCCAGAAACACGCUGUCUGAGAUUUUGCAUCACUUAACUGUCCACUUUUAACUUUUUAUCCCCUUUUAAAUGUACAUGAUUUUUAACUGUUCACCAUAGAGUUACAGGAGUAUUGACACUCGAUUUGAGUACACUCCACAAACAGAGGAAGAAGAAAGCAGAAGCUCCUAUGGAACCUCCUAAAAAUACAAAAUUCUGAACUGUUGAGUGAAAGAAAUGUUAUGCGUGGCUGUCAAUUGAGAUUUAACAUAAAAAUUAAACUUCAUGUACGUUGGUAUGGCAAUUUAUAUAAACAAUCCAUGUAUUUAUUUAAGGAAAGUAUAAAUUAACUGAACAAUAAAAUGAUUAAAAAGUAUAUAAGAAGAUUCAAGGGACCAUAAAGAUGGCAGAACAAUUCGAAAUCAAAUUAAGUACUUAUAUAAACCCAUACGCCUUACAAUUAUUAUGAAGAAGCUCUGCCAUAAUAUAACCCUGUGAAGGUUAUAUUUGCUAACAAUGUCAUUUUAAUGGUCACGGAAUUUACGAAAUGCUGAUUAUAACUGUUUGUUGAAAUCCAUGUCACAUCAAUUUAUCAGUCAGUAGCCUGGCUC
Messenger RNA from Saccostrea cuccullata (small rock oyster), 4961 nucleotides. Its product is annotated as putative ankyrin repeat protein RF_0381. The transcript is spliced from 2 exons. Lineage: Eukaryota; Metazoa; Mollusca; Bivalvia; Ostreida; Ostreidae. Gene Ontology annotation, molecular function: protein binding. The coding region runs from base 88 to 1362 and encodes 424 amino acids. Gene Ontology annotation, biological process: regulation of cardiac muscle contraction; protein localization to T-tubule. The record is from RefSeq and is a predicted model, not a curated record. Gene Ontology annotation, cellular component: T-tubule.